GCGCUAUACAAUCACACACAUAUACAGGCUGGAGCAAAUACUAUGCUAGUUCUGCUGUUGAUAGAAAUACAUCAUCGUGUAUGAGAACAAUGGAAAUAGGACAGAACGCCAUACAAAGGACUGUUUGGUGGAAAGUGGAUCUUGGUAGAGAGUACAGCAUUUACAGUAUUAGCAUACUAUUCAAGAAUUACAACGGUUACGAGAACAGACAACGUGGACGUUUUGCUGGAUUCUCUCUGUAUGUAUCUACCACUGGUGAUAUACAGGGUUCCUCUCUGUGUUACAAGGACGGACUACAGUUACCACCUCUGAACUUCACAACAACUUGUCCUAAAUAUGGACGUUACGUUAUCUUUUACAACGAAAGAUUAGACGGUGUUGCUUACCCUAAGGAAUAUGAAGUUGUCAGUGUUUACACUGAACUGUGUGAAGUUAUCGUCACAGGUUGUGAUCCACAUGUAUAUGGCAGUAGUUGUAACAAAUCAUGUCCGAUCAAUUGUAAAAACAUGUGCCACAUACAGUAUGGAGCUUGUUUUGCCUGCAUGACUGGAUGGAGUGGGACAUUUUGCAAUAAGACAUGCAUAGAAAGCUGGUACGGUGUCAACUGUAGUCAACAGUGUAAAGGACACUGUAGAGGCGGUGUGACUUGUAAUCACGUGACUGGUCUGUGUGUCAGAGGCUGUGCACCUGGAUGGACAGCAUUUAAUUGUGAUAAAGAAUGUGCUGACGGUACCUAUGGUUAUGAUUGUGUCAACAACUGUAGUGGUCACUGUCUGAAUGGUUCUCUGUGUAACAAACAGACUGGUCACUGUGACAAGGGGUGUGAUCCGGGAUAUACCAAGAGCGACUGUAGCAGAGAAUGUGUCAAAUCUUAUGGUGAAAACUGCAAACAUCCCUGCAGUCAGCAUUGUAUCAACCAGACAUGUGAUAGAUUUACUGGAAAAUGUUCCUCCUGGUGUCACGAGGGUUUUUAUGGAGAAAAGUGUACUAAAGAAAGUCAACAGAGAAAUCAAUAUGCAGAGAAUGUUACAGCCUGGAUAGCUGCAUUUUCCAUAGUCCUUUUCAUUGUAGUGCUUCUCAUUACGGGCGGCAUUCUUUUCUUUUGGAUAUUUUAUAAAAGACUGUUUCACGGUGAUAUACGCUUGUGCUGGAAAUCUUUGUUCCAAUCCAACACAAAAACAUCAACUACAACUGACAAAGCUGACUAUAAAGAACCAAGCCCUAAUACCAAUACCAACUACCAAGAAUUAAACCCUAAUACAGUUUAUCAAGAACUAAACCCAAACACCAACUACCAAGCACUCAAACUACCAAAUGUUGACGAAAAUGAGUAUCAAAACACAACACUUUGA
This is a messenger RNA of Magallana angulata, 1352 nucleotides long. Its product is annotated as multiple epidermal growth factor-like domains protein 10. The transcript has 8 exons. Gene Ontology annotation, molecular function: scavenger receptor activity. Bases 81 to 1352 code for a protein of 423 amino acids. Lineage: Eukaryota; Metazoa; Mollusca; Bivalvia; Ostreida; Ostreidae. The record is from RefSeq and is a predicted model, not a curated record.